Molecule: messenger RNA, 2105 nt
Organism: Cottoperca gobio
Lineage: Eukaryota; Metazoa; Chordata; Actinopteri; Perciformes; Bovichtidae
Gene: pip4p2
Product: phosphatidylinositol-4,5-bisphosphate 4-phosphatase 2
Biological process (GO): phosphatidylinositol dephosphorylation
Cellular component (GO): lysosomal membrane; late endosome membrane; plasma membrane
Molecular function (GO): phosphatidylinositol-4,5-bisphosphate 4-phosphatase activity
Source: RefSeq, a predicted model, not a curated record
CGCCGUCAUUUCUCGCGGUCCACGGUUAACGACAUGGCUUCCGACGGCAUGGACGAGCGAUCUCCGCUGCUGUCUGGUCCCAACUCCGAAAAUGUGACCCCCACUGCGCCCCCGUACCUGCAGGAUUCAAGUCCCCGAGCCGAACUACCUCCUCCCUACACAGCCAUCGCCAGCCCGGACGCCGGCGGGGUGCCUGUCAUCAACUGCCGCGUGUGCCAGUCGCUCAUCAACCUGGAUGGAAAGCUGCAUCAGCACGUGGUCAAGUGCACAGUCUGCAAUGAAGCUACACCCAUCAAGAACCCCCCAACAGGAAAGAAAUAUGUGAGGUGUCCAUGUAACUGCCUGCUCAUCUGUAAAGACACGUCCAGGAGGAUAGGAUGUCCUCGACCAAACUGCAGACGCAUAAUCAACCUGAGCCCGGUGAUGGUUAUCCCAGAGGAGCAACCCGCCCAGCCUGCGCUGCCCAUCCAACCUGAGGGGAUGAGGGUGGUCUGCGGUCACUGUGGCAACACCUUUCUUUGGAUGGAGCUUCGGUUUAACACGCUAGCAAAGUGUCCCCACUGCAAGAAAAUAUCCUCUGUUGGCAGUGCGCUCCCUAGGAGGCGUUGUUGUGCUUAUAUAACUGUAGGAAUGAUCUGCAUUUUCAUUGGAGUGGGUCUAACAGUUGGUACUCGGGACUUUGCCAAUCGUUACAACGCUACUUACGUGUCCUGGGCGUUCGCCUACCUGCUGGGUCUCAUCUGUCUGAUACGAGCCUGCUACUGGGGCGCUAUCAAAGUCAGUUACCCGGAGAAUAGCUUCGCCUAGAGGGGUCUGGCACGGCACGGCUGGAAGAAGAAACCCCACUUUUAGUUUUUUCUUCUUGUUCAGAUUUGAAUCCCGUCAUGUUCAGCGGGGUGGAGUGCCUGCAUAGUGUCUGGACAGGAGUGUGUUGAAGGUGUUGAUGAGGUGUAUGAUGUUGGAGAUGUGUCUUGUUCUGUUUUUGUCUGGCGUGUUUUUGGAGCGUUUAGACUCGCUGAACAAACCUAAUGUAUGUCAUCCUACUCGUCCACAAGGACUCAAAUCCUGCUCAGGUUUUUUGCCAAAAUCCUCCAGAAUCCAGAAUCAAACACUAAAAAACAACAACAGUGAUUUGUCUUGAUGAAUGCCACAAUUUAGAUUUUAAAAUGAUAGUUUAAAAAAAAAUGGUUGGAUUUGGUCUUUCUGGACCGUUUUGUUGUGGUGUUUUGUUUUUUAGUACAGGAUUUCUUUUGUUACUGACCAGACCAAAAUGAGACAACCUCCUAAGAACAGUUUCCCCAAUGCACUACGAUUAUAUGCAAUUGUACGUGUUGUUUUGCUGCUAGUUUAACUCCAGCUCCAGAAAGCUGCAUACCCAUACUGUAUUGUAACCAUUUACCUUGCCUGUGUACACUGACAUAGUAUUGCUAUAUGAUUUUAACUCUCAAAAUGAUCAGUUUUCUUCUUAAAUUCUUAAAUACCCAUGUGCUGCCCAGUAUUAGUCAAGAAGAGCAAAAGAUCAACAGGAGCUUGUUUUGUUUUUUAAAAUCAAAGUGUUCAUUUUUGGUGCCAUGCAACUUUUAACUCACUACAGCAAUAACCCUUUUUAUUGGAGUUAUUUUUAAACCCUAUUUCCCCGUGUGCUUGUGUGCACUUUCGUUGCCUUUUCGAUGGUUGGAAAUGAUCCCAAAACAUGGCGACUCAUGUUUGCAUGUUGACUUGUUUAUGCUGAGGUAGCUGAAGCGUAGGAUGCUCCCGUCUUUGCUCCGUCUGCCUGUGAGUUAGAAUGUAAACCCUCCUCUUCCUCCCUCCGCUUAUAAUCGCCGCUCUCUGACCUCCGGUGAACUCUGUGCUAGCUGGCAUCACUAUAGGCUAACUCAGCAUCCUGUCUCUCGACCUUGACCAGUGGGCACAGCUCAGAUGUCUGACCUUGUUUUGAAUGUGUUGAUGAUGAAGCAGAAAAUAAUGUUAAAAAAUACUCUUUGUACAUAGUUCAAAUUCAGUACUUGGUAAACUGUAGUGAGAAGUGGAAAGGAGAUGAUGGCUCAUGGGUCUUUUUAAAAAUGAUAAUUUAUCAAUAAAAUGCAAAAACUGCCUGAAUUGUU